CACGCUGACUGAAGCCUCGAGCAAUGUUGCACGCCUUGAAGACAGGCGGCUCUCCAGGAGAGUGCUUCACCUUGAAGAGCCACCGAUUGUUGACUACGUUUUCCCCAGUGAAUUUUGUGUGCCCAAGCUUUCUCAAGCUACUCCUCUCAUCUCCACCCACCCCGUCGUAUCUCCUCUCAUCUCCUCCCAUCCCGUCCUAUCUCCUCUCAUCUCCACACAUCCCGUCCUAUCUCCUCCAAUCUCCACCCAUCCCGUCCUAUCUCCUCUCAUCUCCUCCCAUCCCAUCCCAUUUCCUAACAUCUCCACCCAUCCCAUCCCAUCUCCUCUCAUCUCCACCCAUCCUGUCCUAUCUCCUCCCAUCUCCACCCAUCCCGUCCCAUCUCCUCUCAUCUCCACCCAUCUCGUCCUAUCUCCUCUCAUCUCCACCCAUCCCGUCCUAUCUCCUCCCAUCUCCACCCAUCCCGUCCUAUCUCCUCUCAUCUCCUCCCAUCCCAUCCAAUCUCCUCCCAUCUCGAACCAUCCCAUCCCAUCUCCUCCCAUCUCCACCCAUCCCGUCCCACCUCCUCCCAUCUCCACCCAUCCCGUCCUAUCUCCUCUCAUCUCCACCCAUCCCGUCUUAUCUCCUCUCAUCUCCACCCAUCCCAUCCCAUCUCCUCCCAUCUCCACCCAUCCCGUCCUAUCUCCUCUCAUCUCCUCCCAUCCCAUCCCAUUUCCUAACAUCUCCACCCAUCCCAUCCCAUCUCCUCUCAUCUCCACCCAUCCUGUCCUAUCUCCUCCCAUCUCCACCCAUCCCGUCCCAUCUCCUCUCAUCUCCACCCAUCUCGUCCUAUCUCCUCUCAUCUCCACCCAUCCCGUCCUAUCUCCUCCCAUCUCCACCCAUCCCGUCCUAUCUCCUCUCAUCUCCUCCCAUCCCAUCCCAUCUCCUCCCAUCUCGACCCAUCCCAUCCCAUCUCCUCCCAUCUCCACCCAUCCCGUCCCACCUCCUCCCAUCUCCACCCAUCCCGUCCUAUCUCCUCUCAUCUCCUCCCAUCCCAUCCCAUCUCCUCCCAUCUCGACCCAUCCCAUCCCAUCUCCUCCCAUCUCCACCCAUCCCGUCCCACCUCCUCCCAUCUCCACCCAUCCCGUCCUAUCUCCUCUCAUCUCCACCCAUCCCGUCUUAUCUCCUCUCAUCUCCACCCAUCCCAUCCCAUCUCCUCUCAUCUCCACCCAUCCAGUCCUAUCUCCUCUCAUCUCCACCCAUCCCGUCCCAUCUCCUCUCAUCUCCGCCCUUCCCGUGCCAUCUCCUCCCAUCUCCACCCAUCCCGUCCUAUCUCCUCUCAUCUCCACCCAUCCCGUCCUAUCUCCUCCCAUCUCCACCCAUCCCGUCCCAUCUCCUCUCAUCUCCACCCAUCUCGUCCUAUCUCCUCUCAUCUCCACCCAUCCCGUCCUAUCUCCUCACAUCUCCACCCAUCCCGUCCCAUCUCCUCUCAUCUCCACCCAUCCCGUCCUAUCUCCUCUCAUCUCCACCCAUCCCGUCCUAUCUCCUCUCAUCUCCAUCCAUCCCGUCCUAUCUCCUCCCAUCUCCACCCAUCCCGUCCUAUCUAAUCUCAUCUCCACCCAUCCCAUCCCAUCUCCUCCCAUCUCCACCCAUCCCGUCCUAUCUCCUCCCAUCUGCUAACAUCCUGUCCUAUCUCCUCUCAUCUCCACCCAUCCCGUCCUAUCUCCUCUCAUCUCCACCCAUCCCAUCCCAUCUCCUCUCAUCUCCACCCAUCCCGUCCUAUCUCCUCUCAUCUCCACCCAUCCCGUCCUAUCUCCUCCCAUCUCCACCCAUCCCGUCCUAUCUCCUCUCAUCUCCAACCAUCCCAUCCCAUCUCCUCCCAUCUCCAUCCAUCCCGUCCUAUCUCCUCUCAUCUCCACCCUCCCAUCUCCACCUAUCCCGUCCUAUCUCCUCCAAUCUCCACCCAUCCUGUCCCAUCUCCUCCUAUCUACACCCAUACCGUCCUAUCUCCUCUCAUCUUCACCCAUCCCAUCCCAUCUCCUCCCAUCUCCACCCAUCCCCUCCCAUCUCCUCUCAUCUCCCCCCAUCCCGUCCCAUCUCCUCCCAUCUCCACCCCUCCCGUCCUAUCUCCUCUCAUCUCCAUCCAUCCCGUCCUAUCUCCUCCCAUCUCCACCCAUCGCAUCCCAUCUCCUCUCAUGUCCACCCAUCCCGUCCUAUCUCCUCUCAUCUCCAUCCAUCCCAUCUCAUCUCCUCCCAUCUCCACCCAUCCCAUCCCAUCUCCUCCCAUCUCCACCCAUCCCGUCCUAUCUCCUCCCAUCUCCACCCAUCCCGUCCUAUCUCCUCCCAUCUCCACCCAUCCCGUCCUAUCUCAUCCCAUCUCCUCUCAUCUCCACCCAUCCCAUCCCAUCUCCUCCCAUCUCCACCCAUCCCCUCCCAUCUCCUCUCAUCUCCACCCAUCCCGUCCUAUCUCCUCUCAUCUCCACCCAUCCCGUCCUAUCUCCUCCCAUCUCCACCCAUCCCGUCCCAUCUCCUCUCAUCUCCACCCAUCUCGUCCUAUCUCCUCUCAUCUCCACCCAUCCCGUCCUAUCUCCUCCCAUCUCCACCCAUCCCGUCCCAUCUCCUCUCAUCUCCACCCAUCCCGUCCUAUCUCCUCUCAUCUCCACCCAUCCCGUCCUAUCUCCUCUCAUCUCCAUCCAUCCCGUCCUAUCUCCUCCCAUCUCCACCCAUCCCGUCCUAUCUCCUCUCAUCUCCACCUAUCCCAUCCCAUCUCCUCCCAUCUCCACCCAUCCCGUCCUAUCUCCUCCCAUCUGCUAACAUCCUGUCCUAUCUCCUCUCAUCUCCACCCAUCCCGUCCUAUCUCCUCUCAUCUCCACCCAUCCCGUCCUAUCUCCUCCCAUCUCCACCCAUCCCGUCCCAUCUCCUCUCAUCUCCACCCAUCCCUCCUAUCUCCUCUCAUUCCUCUCUCCUCCCAUCUCCACCCAUCCCGUCCCAUCUCCUCCCAUCUCCAUCCAUCCCGUCCUAUCUCCUCUCAUCUCCUCGCAUCCCAUCCCAUCUCCUCCCAUCUCCACCCAUCCCGUCCUAUCUCCUCCCAUCUCCACACAUCCCGUCCUAUCUCCUCUCAUCUCCACCCAUCCCGUCCAAUCUCCUCUCAUCUCCACCCAUCCCAUCUUAUCUCCGCUCAUCUCCACCCAUCCUGUCCCAUCUCCUCCUAUCUACACCCAUACCGUCCUAUCUCCUCUCAUCUCCACCCAUCCCAUCCCAUCUCCUCCCAUCUCCACCCAUCCCAUCCUAUCUCCUCCCAUCUCCACCCAUCCCGUCCUAUCUCCUCUCAUCUCCAUCCAUCCCGUCCUAUCUCCUCCCAUCUCCACCUAUCGCAUCCCAUCUCCUCUCAUGUCCACCCAUCCCGUCCUAUCUCCUCUCAUCUCCAUCCAUCCCAACCUAUCUCCUCUCAUCUCCACCCAUCCCGUCCCAUCUCUUCUCAUCUCCACCCAUCCCAUCCCAACUCCUCCCAUCUCCACCCAUCCCGUCCUAUCUCCUCUCAUCUCCACCCAUCCCGUCCCAUCUCCUCUCAUCUCCACCCAUCCCGUCCUAUCUCCUCCCAUCUCCACCCAUCCCGUCCUAUCUCCUCUCAUCUCCACCCAUCCCAUCCCAUCUCCUCUCAUCUCCACACAUUCCGUCCUAUCUCCUCUCAUCUCCACCCAUCCCAUCCCAUCUCCCCCCAUCUCCACCCAUCCUGUCCAAUCUCCUCUCAUCUCCACCCAUCCCACCCUAUCUCCUCUCAACUCCACCCAUCCCAUCCCAUCUCCUCCCAUCUCCACCCAUCCCGUCCUAUCUCCUCCCAUCUCCACCCAUCCCGUCCUAUCUCCUCACAUCUCCACCCAUCCCGUCCCAUCUCCUCUCAUCUCCACCCAUCCCGUCCUAUCUCCUCUCAUCUCCACCCAUCCCGUCCUAUCUCCUCUCAUCUCCAUCCAUCCCGUCCUAUCUCCUCCCAUCUCCACCCAUCCCGUCCUAUCUAAUCUCAUCUCCACCCAUCCCAUCCCAUCUCCUCUCAUCUCCACCCAUCCCGUCCUAUCUCCUCUCAUCUCCACCCAUCCCGUCCUAUCUCCUCCCAUCUCCACCCAUCCCGUCCUAUCUCCUCUCAUCUCCAACCAUCCCAUCCCAUCUCCUCCCAUCUCCAUCCAUCCCGUCCUAUCUCCUCUCAUCUCCACCCUCCCAUCUCCACCCAUCCCGUCCUAUCUCCUCCAAUCUCCACCCAUCCUGUCCCAUCUCCUCCUAUCUACACCCAUACCGUCCUAUCUCCUCUCAUCUUCACCCAUCCCAUCCCAUCUCCUCCCAUCUCCACCCAUCCCCUCCCAUCUCCUCUCAUCUCCCCCCAUCCCGUCCCAUCUCCUCCCAUCUCCACCCCUCCCGUCCUAUCUCCUCUCAUCUCCAUCCAUCCCGUCCUAUCUCCUCCCAUCUCCACCCAUCGCAUCCCAUCUCCUCUCAUGUCCACCCAUCCCAUCCUAUCUCCUCCCAUCUCCACUCAUCCCGUACUAUCUCCUCUCAUCUCCACCCGUCCCGUCCAUUCUCCUCUCAUCUCCACCCAUCCCAUCUCAUCUCCUCCCAUCUCCACCCAUCCCAUCCCAUCUCCUCCCAUCUCCACCCAUCCCGUCCUAUCUCCUCCCAUCUCCACCCAUCCCGUCCUAUCUCCUCCCAUCUCCACCCAUCCCGUCCUAUCUCAUCCCAUCUCCUCUCAUCUCCACCCAUCCCAUCCCAUCUCCUCCCAUCUCCACCCAUCCCCUCCCAUCUCCUCUCAUCUCCACCCAUCCCGUCCUAUCUCCUCUCAUCUCCACCCAUCCCGUCCUAUCUCCUCCCAUCUCCACCCAUCCCGUCCCAUCUCCUCUCAUCUCCACCCAUCCCGUCCUAUCUCCUCUCAUCUCCACCCAUCCCGUCCUAUCUCCUCUCAUCUCCAUCCAUCCCGUCCUAUCUCCUCCCAUCUCCACCCAUCCCGUCCUAUCUCCUCUCAUCUCCACCUAUCCCAUCCCAUCUCCUCCCAUCUCCACCCAUCCCGUCCUAUCUCCUCCCAUCUGCUAACAUCCUGUCCUAUCUCCUCUCAUCUCCACCCAUCCCGUCCUAUCUCCUCUCAUCUCCACCCAUCCCGUCCUAUCUCCUCCCAUCUCCACCCAUCCCGUCCCAUCUCCUCUCAUCUCCACCCAUCCCGUCUAAUCUCCUCUCAUCUCCACCCAUCCCAUCCCAUCUCCUCCAUCUCCACCCAUCCCAUCCCAUCUCCUCUCAUCUCCACCCAUCCCAUCCCAUCUCCUCUCAUCUCCACCCAUCCAGUCCUAUCUCCUCUCAUCUCCACCCAUCCUGUCCCAUCUCCUCUCAUCUCCACCCAUCCCGUCCUAUCUCCUCCCAUCUCCACCCAUCCCGUCCUAUCUCCUCUCAUCUCCACCCAUCCCAUCCCAUCUCCUCUCAUCUCCACCCAUCCAGUCCUCUCUCCUCUCAUCUCCACCCAUCCCAUCCCAUCUCCUCUCAUCUCCACCCAUCCAGUCCUCUCUCCUCCCAUCUCCACCCAUCCCGUCCCAUCUCCUCCCAUCUCCAUCCAUCCCGUCCUAUCUCCUCUCAUCUCCUCGCAUCCCAUCCCAUCUCCUCCCAUCUCCACCCAUCCCGUCCUAUCUCCUCCCAUCUCCACACAUCCCGUCCUAUCUCCUCUCAUCUCCACCCAUCCCGUCCAAUCUCCUCUCAUCUCCACCCAUCCCAUCUUAUCUCCGCUCAUCUCCACCCAUCCUGUCCCAUCUCCUCCUAUCUACACCCAUACCGUCCUAUCUCCUCUCAUCUCCACCCAUCCCAUCCCAUCUCCUCCCAUCUCCACCCAUCCCAUCCUAUCUCCUCCCAUCUCCACCCAUCCCGUCCUAUCUCCUCUCAUCUCCAUCCAUCCCGUCCUAUCUCCUCCCAUCUCCACCUAUCGCAUCCCAUCUCCUCUCAUGUCCACCCAUCCCGUCCUAUCUCCUCUCAUCUCCAUCCAUCCCAACCUAUCUCCUCCCAUCUCCACCCAUCCCGACCCAUCUCCUCUCAUCUCGACCCAUCCCAUCCCAACUCCUCCCAUCUCCACCCAUCCCGUCCUAUCUCCUCUCAUCUCCACCCAUCCCGUCCCAUCUCUUCUCAUCUCCACCCAUCCCAUCCCAACUCCUCCCAUCUCCACCCAUCCCGUCCUAUCUCCUCUCAUCUCCACCCAUCCCGUCCCAUCUCCUCUCAUCUCCACCCAUCCCGUCCUAUCUCCUCCCAUCUCCACACAUUCCCUCCACUUAACCCGUCCUAUCUCCUCUCAUCUCCAUCCAUCCCGUCCUAUCUCCUCCCAUCUCCACCCACCCUGUCCUAUCUCCUCCCAUCUCGACCCAUCCCGUCCUAUCUCCUCCCAUCUCCACCCAUCCCGUCCUAUCUCCUCUCAUCUCCACCCAUCCCGUCCCAUCUCUUCUCAUCUCCACCCAUCCCAUCCCAACUCCUCCCAUCUCCACCCAUCCCGUCCUAUCUCCUCUCAUCUCCACCCAUCCCGUCCCAUCUCCUCUCAUCUCCACCCAUCCCGUCCUAUCUCCUCCCAUCUCCACCCAUCCCGUCCUAUCUCCUCUCAUCUCCACCCAUCCCGUCCUAUCUCCUCUCAUCUCCACCCAUCCCAUCCCAUCUCCUCCCAUCUCCACCCAUCCCAUCCCAUCUCCUCUCAUCUCCACCCAUCCCAUCCCAUCUCCUCCCAUCUCCACCCAUCCCAUCCCAUCUCCUCCCAUCUCCACCCAUCCUGUCCUAUCUCCUCUCAUCUCCACCCAUCCCGUCCUAUCUCCUCUCAACUCCACCCAUCCAAUCCCAUCUCCUCCCAUCUCCACCCGUCCCGUCCUAUCUCCUCCCAUCUCCACCCAUCCUGUCCUAUCUCCUCUCAUCUCCACCCAUCCCAUCCCAUCUCCUCCCAUCUCCACCCACCCCAUCCCAUCUCCUCUCAUCUCCACCCAUCCCGUCCCAUCUCCUCUCAUCUCCACCCAUCCCAUCUCAACUCAUCCCAUCUCCACCCAUCCCGUCCCAUCUCCACUCAUCUCCACCCAUCCCGUCCUAUCUCCUCUCAUCUCGACCCAUCCCAUCCCAUCUCCUCUCAUCUCCACCCAUCCCAUCCCAUCUCCUCCCAUGUCCACCCAUCCUAUCCUAUCUCCUCUCAUCUCCACCCAUCCCGUCCUUUCUCCUCACAUCUCCAUCCAUCCCGUCCUUUCUCCUCCCAUCUCCACCCAUCCCAUCCUAUCGCCUCCCAUCUCCACCCACUCCGUCCUAUCUCCUCUCAUCUCCACCCAUCCCGUCCUAUCUCCUCUCAUCUCCACCCAUCCCGUCCUAUCUCCUCUCAUCUCCAUCCAUCCCGCCCUAUCGCCUCCCAUCUCCACCCACCCCAUCCUAUCUCCUCUCAUCUCCACCCAUCCCAUCCCAUCUCCUCCCAUCUCUACCCGUCCCAUCCCAUCUCCUCUCAUCUCCAACCAUCCCGUCCUAUCUCCUCUCAUCUCCACCCAUCCCAUCCCAUCUCCUCCCAUCUCCACCCAUCCCGUCCUAUCUCCUCUCAUCUCCACCCAUCCCGUCCUAUCUCCUCUCAUCUCCACCCAUCCCAUCCCAUCUCCUCUCAUCUCCACCCAUCCUGUCCCAUCUCCUCCUAUCUACACCCAUACAGUCCUAUCUCCUCUCAUCUCCACCCAUCCCAUCCCAUCUCCUCCCAUCUCCACCCAUCCCAUCCUAUCUCCUCCCAUCUCCACCCAUCCCAUCCCAUCUCGUCCUAUCUCCUCCCAUCUCCACACAUCCCGUCCUAUCUCCUCUCAUCUCCACCCAUCCCGUCCUAUCUCCUCUCAUCUCCACCCAUCCCAUCCCAUCUCCUCUCAUCUCCACCCAUCCUGUCCCAUCUCCUCCUAUCUACACCCAUACCGUCCUAUCUCCUCUCAUCUCCACCCAUCCCAUCCCAUCUCCUCCCAUCUCCACCCAUCCCAUCCUAUCUCCUCCCAUCUCCACCCAUCCCGUCCUAUCUCCUCUCAUCUCCAUCCAUCCCGUCCUAUCUCCUCCCAUCUCCACCCAUCGCGUCCCAUCUCCUCUCAUGUCCACCCAUCCCGUCCUAUCUCCUCUCAUCUCCAUCCAUCCCAACCUAUCUCCUCCCAUCUCCACCCAUCCCGACCCAUCUCCUCUCAUCUCCACCCAUCCCGUCCUAUCUCCUCUCAUCUCGACCCAUCCCAUCCCAACUCCUCCCAUCUCCACCCAUCCCGUCCUAUCUCCUCUCAUCUCCACCCAUCCCGUCCCAUCUCCUCUCAUCUCCACCCAUCCCAUCCCAACUCAUCCCAUCUCCACCCAUCCCGUCCCAUCUCCACUCAUCUCCACCCAUCCCGUCCUAUCUCCUCUCAUCUCGACCCAUCCCAUCCCAACUCCUCCCAUCUCCACCCAUCCCGUCCUAUCUCCUCUCAUCUCCACCCAUCCCGUCGCAUCUCCUCUCAUCUCCACCCAUCCCAUCCCAACUCCUCCCAUCUCCACCCAUCCCCUCCUAUCUCCUCUCAUCUCCACCCAUCCCGUCCUAUCUCCUCUCAUCUCCACCCAUCCGAUCCAAUCUCCUCCCAUCUCCACCCAUCCCAUCCCAUCUCCUCCCUUCUCUACCCAUCCCGUCCUAUCUCCUCUCAUCUCCACCCAUCCCAUCCCAUCUCCUCUCAUCUCCACCCAUCCCAUCCCAUCUCCUCCCAUCUCCACCCAUCCCAUCCCAUCUCCUCCCAUCUCCACCCAUCCUGUCCUAUCUCCUCUCAUCUCCACCCAUCCCGUCCUAUCUCCUCUCAACUCCACCCAUCCCAUCCCAUCUCCUCCCAUCUCCACCCAUCCCGUCCUAUCUCCUCCCAUCUCCACCCAUCCUGUCCUAUCUCCUCUCAUCUCCACCCAUCCCAUCCCAUCUCCUCCCAUCUCCACCCACCCCAUCCCAUCUCCUCUCAUCUCCACCCAUCCCGUCCUAUCUCCUCUCAUCUCCACCCAUCCCAUCCCAUCUCCUCCCAUCUCCACCCAUUCUAUCCUAUCUCCUCUCAUCUCCACCCAUACCGUCCUAUCUCCUCACAUCUCCAUCCAUCCCGCCCUAUCUCCUCCCAUCUCCACCCAUCCCAUCCUAUCGCCUCCCAUCUCCACCCACCCCGUCCUAUCUCCUCUCAUCUCCACCCAUCCCGUCCUAUCGCCUCCCAUCUCCACCCACCCCAUCCUACCUCCUCUCAUCUCCACCCAUUCCAUCCCAUCUCCUCCCAUCUCCACCCAUCCCGUCCUAUCUCCUCUCAUCUCCACACAUCCCGUCCUAUCUCCUCUCAUCUCUACCCAUCCCAUUCCAUCUCCUCCCAUCUCCACCCAUCCCAUCACAUCUCCUCCCAUCUCCACUUAACCCGUCCUAUCUCCUCUCAUCUCCAUCCAUCCCGUCUUAUCUCCUCCCAUCUCCACCCACCCCGUCCAAUCUCCUCUCAUCUCCACCAAUCCCAUCCCAUCUCCUCCCAUUUCCACCCAUCCCAUCCCAUCUCCUCUCAUCUCCACCCAUCCCAUCCCAUCUCCUCCCAUCUCCACCCAUCCCGUCCUAUCUCCUCCCAUCUCCACUCAUCCCGUCCUAUCUCCUCUCAUCUCCACCCACCCCGUUCUCUCUCCUCUCAUCUCCAUCCCUCCCGCCCUAUCUCCUCCCAUCUCAACCCAUCCCGUCCUAUCGCCUCCCAUCUCCACCCACCCCGUCCUAUCUCCUCUCAUCUCCACCCAUCCCGUCCUAUCUCCUCUCAUCUCCACCCAUCCCAUCCCAUCUCCUCCCAUCUCCAACCAUCCCGUCCUAUCUCCUCUCAUCUCCACCCAUCCCGUCCUAUCUCCUCUCAUCUCCACCCAUCCCGUCCUAUCUCUGCCCAUCUACACCCAUCCCAUCCCAUCUCCUCCCAUCUCCACCCAUCCCAUCCCAUCUCCUCCCAUCUCCACCCAUCCCAUCCUAUCUCCUCCCAUCUCCACUCAUCCUGUCCUAUCUCCUCUCAUCUUCACCCAUCCCGUCCCUUCUCCUCUCAUCUCCACCCAUCCAGUCCUAUCUCCUCUCAUCUCCACCCAUCCCGUCCUAUCUCCUCCAAUCUCCACCCACCCCGUCCUAUCUCCUCUCAUCUCCACCCAACCCAUCCCAUCUCCUCCCAUCUCCACCCAACCCAUCCCAUCUCCUCUCAUCUCCAACCAUCCCGUCCUAUCUCCUCUCAUCUCCACCCAUCCCAUCCCAUCUCCUUCCAUCUCCACCCAUCCCGUCCUAUCUCCUCCCAUCUUCACCCAUCCCAUCCAAUCUCCUCUCAUCUCCAUCCAUCCCGCCCUAUCUCCUCCCAUCUCCACCCAUCCCUUCCUAUCGCCACCCAUCUCCACCCACCCCGUUCUAUCUCCUCUCAUCUCCACCCAUCCCGUCCUAUCUCCUCUCAUCUCCACCCAUCCCAUCCCAUCUCCUCCCAUCUCCACCCAUCCCGUCCUAUCUCCUCUCAUCUCCACCCAUCCCAUCCCAUCUCCUUCCAGCUCCACUUUACCCGUCCUAUCUCCUCUCAUCUCCAUCUAUCCCGUCUUAUCUCCUCCCAUCUCCACCCACCCCGUCCUAUCUCCUCUCAUCUCCACCCAUCCCAUCCCAUCUCCUCCCAUCUCCACCCGUCCCAUCCCAUCUCCUCUCAUCUCCAACCAUCCCGUCCUAUCUCCUCUCAUCUCCACCCAUCCCAUCCCUCUCCUCCCAUCUCCACCCAUCCCGUCCCAUCUCCUCCCAUCUCCACCCAUCCCAUCCCAUCUCCUCCCAUCUCCACCCAUCCCAUCCCAUCUCUUCCCAUCUCCACCCAUCCCAUCCUAUCUCCUCCCAUCUCCACUUAUCCCGUCCUAUCUCCUCUCAUCUCCACCCAUCCCGUCCUAUCUCCUCUCAUCUCCAACCAUCCCAUCCCAUCUCCUUCCAUCUCCCCCCAUCCCGUCCUAUCUCCUCUCAUCUCCACGCACCCCGUUCUAUCUCCUCCCAUCUCCACCCACCCUGUCCUAUCUCCUCUCAUCCCCACCCAUCCCAUCCAAUCUCCUCCCAUCUCCACCUAUCCCAUCCUAUCUCCUCUCAUCUCCACCCAUCCCAUCCCAUCUCCUCCCAUCUCCACCCGUCCCAUCCCAUCUCCUCUCAUCUCCACCCAUCCCGUCCCAUCUCCUUCCAUCUCCACCCAUCCCGUCCUAUCUCCUCUCAUCUCCACCCAUCCCAUCCCAUCUCCUCUCAUCUCCACCCAUCCCGUCCUAUCUCCUCCCAUCUCCACUCAUCCUGUCCUAUCUCCUCUCAUCUCCACCCAUCCCGUCCUAUCUCUUCUCUUCUCCGCCCAUCCCAUCCCAUCUCCUCUCAUCUCUGUUAGGAUUAAGGACGGAGUCUA
Messenger RNA from Closterium sp. NIES-67, 11361 nucleotides. NCBI's taxonomy places the organism in Eukaryota, Viridiplantae, Streptophyta, Zygnematophyceae, Desmidiales, Closteriaceae. The record is from the annotation of a GenBank genome assembly.